This is a messenger RNA of Equus quagga, 1461 nucleotides long. It is a transcript of the gene ATP6V1E1, whose product is annotated as ATPase H+ transporting V1 subunit E1. Bases 300 to 938 code for a protein of 212 amino acids. Gene Ontology annotation, cellular component: proton-transporting two-sector ATPase complex, catalytic domain. The record is from RefSeq and is a predicted model, not a curated record. The transcript has 9 exons. Gene Ontology annotation, molecular function: proton-transporting ATPase activity, rotational mechanism. Lineage: Eukaryota; Metazoa; Chordata; Mammalia; Perissodactyla; Equidae. Gene Ontology annotation, biological process: proton transmembrane transport.
CACUCUGAGUUUAGUUUAAAACUUCCAAAUAGAAAGAGAGAGACGGCUCUUUUGGAUAAACAAAUACUUGUGCGGGGAGCGGUUAAAAGCUAAACAAAGCUGCCGGUCAGGAGCCCGCGAGCAGCCGGCCAGUGUCCGCUCCUCAACCUGCUUAAGGCCCCAACUCGCAGUCUGGGAGUCUUCCUUCACGGUCGCUUACGAAGGAAGGACACCUGGCAUCUCCUUGGAAUGGUGAGAGGAGGAAAGUCAAAAGAAGAAACGACUUACUGUGAACCGUACUGCCUCCAAGGAUUAAGCAUAUGAUGGCUUUCAUUGAACAAGAAGCCAAUGAGAAAGCAGAAGAAAUAGAUGCUAAGGCAGAAGAAGAGUUCAACAUUGAGAAAGGUCGUCUCGUGCAAACCCAAAGACUGAAGAUUAUGGAAUACUAUGAAAAGAAGGAAAAGCAGAUUGAGCAGCAGAAGAAAAUUCAGAUGUCCAAUUUGAUGAAUCAAGCAAGGCUGAAAGUCCUCAGAGCGAGAGAUGACCUUAUUACAGACCUACUAAAUGAAGCAAAACAGAGACUCAGCAAAGUGGUAAAAGAUACAGCCAGGUACCAAGUGCUGCUGGAUGGACUGGUACUCCAGGGUUUGUACCAGUUGUUGGAGCCCCGAAUGAUUGUUCGUUGCAAAAAACAGGAUUUCCCUCUGGUAAAGGCUGCAGUGCAAAAAGCAAUCCCUAUGUACAAAAUCGCCACCAAAAGAGAUGUCGAUGUCCAAAUUGAUCAAGAGGCCUACCUGCCUGAAGAAAUAGCUGGAGGAGUUGAGAUCUAUAAUGGGGAUCGUAAGAUAAAGGUGUGCAAUACCCUGGAGAGCCGGCUGGACCUCAUAGCCCAGCAGAUGAUGCCAGAAGUGCGGGGAGCCUUGUUUGGUGCAAAUGCCAACAGGAAGUUUUUGGACUAAGCCUUGGGAGCUGGAGCUCAUCCACUGCUCCACUGCUGUGAUGCGCAAGUUUCUGAUAUUGGAAGAAACAAGAUGAUCUCUGUAGCUUCCACUUUGCUGUUCUAAUAUACUCUAUUUAUCAGUGAAUGCCCUUCUGUAGCUAAUGCUCUUGGCCUCGUUGUUACCAGUGGGAGAAAGUUACGCUUGUAUGAUCAGGAAACCUACCUCUAGCUUAUCUGAAAGUAACACAGCUUCUGGCUGGUUCUGCAGCCUGAGGGUGAGGGGUCAGAUAGUGGCUGCGUGAACGUCUUCUGCUCCUCUCUGGUCCUAGUUAUCUAGUCUGGAGGGUGAUGUGUCUGCUGUUUUCUGUGCCGCUAAGUCUCUGCUCUUUAGGCUUCAAAUGCAUGUGGGGCGUGCAUUCCUUCCAGCAGUAGUAGCUUCACUGUUAGCUGUUUGGGCCUAGAAAUGUUCCUUAUGUGUAAAUGUGAUUUAAAAUCAAAGUGACGAGUAUGCUUUAUUUAUUAAAACAAAAGGUUUACGUGGA